Molecule: messenger RNA, 8047 nt
Organism: Micropterus salmoides (largemouth bass)
Lineage: Eukaryota; Metazoa; Chordata; Actinopteri; Centrarchiformes; Centrarchidae
Gene: june
Product: JunE proto-oncogene, AP-1 transcription factor subunit
Exons: 2
Coding region: 215-1252 (345 amino acids)
Biological process (GO): regulation of cell population proliferation; regulation of cell cycle; regulation of transcription by RNA polymerase II
Cellular component (GO): transcription regulator complex
Molecular function (GO): RNA polymerase II cis-regulatory region sequence-specific DNA binding; transcription factor binding; DNA-binding transcription factor activity, RNA polymerase II-specific
Source: RefSeq, a predicted model, not a curated record
CUCUCUCUCUGACUCACUCUGUUCUCGGAUCGCUCAGCAGCUCUCUGCGUCUCUCUGUACCCUUUAAUUCUUCCUCUGCAUCUCUUUGGCUCCUCUUCCUCCCAUCGUCCUGCCUUCAUCCUCCAGCCCGCCGACGUCAGUGGAACGGUUCAAUCCCCUCUGAUAUUCAGGUUAAUCUGAUUAUGAAGAUUUCCUCUGAGGCGCUUCUUCGUCAAUGACGGCCAAGAUGGAGACUCCUUUCUACCACGACGACUCCCCCUCUGUCCCCGGCUUCAGCCAGAUCGCAGAAUACGAGCGCUACCCGGGAAACAAGAUGCUGAUGAGUAAGAAGGCCAUGUCGGGGACAGGUGGUCAUCACUUCUCCAGCGGGGGUGCAGCAGGAGGGAGGGGCGGGAACCCCAACAACAUGGUGCUCGGCGGCAACAGCUCCCUGAUGACAUCAGCUGCUCCCUCGGCGGACAUGAACCUGCUGAAGCUGGCAUCCCCUGACCUGGAGCACCUGAUCAUCCAAUCCAACCAGGGACUGGUCACCACCAGCCCCGUGUCCAACUCCACCAACCCCUUCAUCUACCGUAACCAGGCCACCAACGAGCAAGAAGGAUUUGCUGAUGGCUUUGUCAAAGCGCUCGCUGACCUUCACAAGCAGAACCAGCUGGUUGGGGGCCCCAUGUCCCCGUCCUCAUCCUCCAGUGUCUCUCUGCAAGCAUCCUACCAGAGGAACCUGAUGUCUGGCGGGGACAUGCCCGUGUACACCAACCUCAACAGCUACAACCCGGGCCAGAUGGCGUACUCUGGAGCGCAGAUGGCAUACGGUAGCAGCGCAGGACACAGUGGCAGCGGAGCCCCUCAACCCCACGCUCGAGGCCUGGACGCCCCUCAGACCGUCCCUGAGGUGCCUCACCUGCCGGGCGACCCCACAUCCCCGCCCUCCCUCUCCCCGAUCGACCUGGAGACGCAGGAGCGAAUCAAAGCAGAACGCAAGAAGCUCCGCAACCGCAUCGCCGCGUCCAAGUGCCGCAAGCGGAAGCUGGAGCGCAUCUCGAGGCUGGAGGAGAAGGUGAAGGUCCUGAAGAACCAGAACUCGGACCUGGCCUCCACCGCUGCCAUGCUGCGGGAGCAGGUCGCUCAGCUCAAACAGAAGGUCAUGAGUCACGUCACCAAUGGCUGCCAGAUUGCCGUCAGCUCUGCCACCAACAAGUCCGGGGGAGGGGGAGGCACCGCAGGCACCGGCAGCAAGGACUCCAGCUGCUGAGGAGGCAGAACAAUAAGACACAGAGGGUGUGAAAAUAAGCCGAGAGACAGAGGGUUUACUAUUAUGAUUUUUGGCAUUUUGCUCACUCUCUCGGUCAGAGCGAGGUGUCAGCGAAGCCUCAACGGGACAGGUGGAUGCUCAACGGGAUUAAUGUAGCCCCGUAAACCACUGUCAGUCAUCCAGCCAGAGGCGGCAGAGCAUAGAGGAAGCGGGGACAAAUCCCUGAUGUGAGAAAUUCAAAUUUGGAUGAUUUGAAUUUUGAUGAUGAAGAUGAAGGAUGAAGAGAUGGUGACUGAUAACUGACUGUUAAGAAGCAGGGAUGGACACUCGUGUGUGCACAGACAGAUUUUAUUUAGACAUUUAUUUAACAGGUGAAAUACAUUUACAGACAGAUUUCCAAGUUCCCAGUACAAAAGGUUUUCUACAGUUUAAACAGCUCAUGACAAUAUUCUUUAUUUUCAGAUGUCAUUACAGCUCAGUACAUAAACUGUAUUGGAAAUAGUGGAAAUCAUCAUCCACCACUGAGUUUUUCAUUUAAAGUAAAAACAUGUUUUGACAUGUUAAUGACAUGUUAAAAUGACAUUUUUACAUUGCGAAAGGUAUCUUUUUGAAAUAGAGUUAAGAAGAUUGCUCAUAAAAGGUAAUUGCAAUACUUCAGUGAUAUAAUUUAUGUGGAAAACAGUGUCAAGUAAUCAGAAUACUUUUAAUAACAGUAUGAAUUUUCAGAGAGACAAAGUGUCUGAAAUUUUUCCAAAAUCCAGUGACCGCCUCACUUAAAAUGGCAGAUGUUGGAGUUUGUUUUGUAAUCUGAUUACUGCAAUCACUGUAAAUCUUUUUCUUUCCUUUUUUUUACAAUCCAGCUGUGUGUUAACACAGCAAAAAGGGAAACAUCUUCACUUUGAUGACUCUGUUCACUUUAUCUCUUCUUGGUAGCUGUGAUAGAUUUAUGUAAUCUGAUUACUGCAACCUCUUUACAUGUCUGCAACUAAAGCUCACCUGGGGUUGGCAAUAAUCCAGUGACUGUUUACAUUUUUUAAAACUGUGUUUGUGUGUUUUCUGUUUGUGGCUGCUGGAAGUUAAAAACCUUUAAAGCUACGUGUUGAUGAGGAAACAGAGGCUGAAGUUUUAGCGUUCAGUUUUUCCGGUUGACAGGCUGUUUUUUUUAUUCAGCUGGUAGAAACUUUUCUUACUAUCUCUGGAUCCUUCAGAAUCAAGACUUUGAAAUGUUCAGUUUAAGAUCUGCCUGUCUGAAUAUGGUUUGGAGUUUGGAAACUGACGUGUUCUGACGUAUUUGUUUCAGUCCAAAUUAAUGAGAGUUUUAUUCUCUCAGUUUUAAAAUCUAGUGAAUUUUUUUAACCGUUUAGCCGUAUCAUUCCUGAUGUGGCAAAAGAAUUUCACUUUCAACUGCACAUUUAAAAAAAAUACUGUAGUCAAGUCAAAGUAUAGUUAAAGUGUAUUUGACUGAUUGUUGACAUUUAUAUAUUCUACAGCAGCAGAAAUAUUGAACAUAGAAGAAAAAUGUCAGAUGAGGUUUUUCUUAUCUCCUUUAUUCUCAUUUUUAACAAUAUUGUGCAAAUAAGAUGUGACUUUUGAAAAAUAUUUAUUGUUUUGAGAAGUAUAAUGUUACUAAUAUACCUAUUACUACUAUUACUUUACCUUUUCUACACAGUAAAAAGUAUAAUUUCAUAAAUAAUAUGGCUUGUUUGUUUGCAGGUGUGUAUGGAAGCCCAUUUCUGCCAGGGAAAGAGAAAAAACGAUGACAUUUUUGGAAUGAUUAAAAUAAAAAUACUAAUAAUCUUAUGUCUUAUAAUUUGACCCAACAACAACAAUAACAACUUAAAAAGUCAAACAUUUAAACAUGUAUUAACACAUUUUAAUCCUGUGUCACAGAGUUUUUAUUUACUACCUCUUGGUCUAUUUUUGCAUUCUUAACAUUUUCCCCCUGGCAGUAAUGGGCUUCCACAGGUUAAAGCCUUUCUGAAAGGCCAAAAAAUAUCUGCUGCUGGUUCAGGUGUACAGAAAAGGAAGUUGAUUUUGUUUAUGCAAAAAUGAUCUCAGGGGAAUAUCAAAUGUGUUCCACCUGCUUUGGUUAGAAAACCCCUUUAAGACUCAAUUUCAAGUUAAAUCACUUGAUAAAUUGGAUAUAUUUUUACAGUGUAAAAGAGAGCAAAAAAAAUAAAACACACAGCCAGCAUAGAAAAGGAUCCUGAAGUAGAAGGCCCAACCUAUAAUCCCAAAUGUAAACAAAAUGUGCUCCUACAAAACAUAAUGCACUCUGGAUUGUGUACAUAGAUAUGAAAAUAAAAUUUGCUGCGGUCCUGAGGUCUUUGAGGUGGUUGUGGAGGGCCUUGAGGGGUUUCCUGAGGUCCAUGGUGGAGUGCCAGAGGUCCUUUAGUGGCUUCCUGAGGUCUUAAGCAGGGUAGCAGAGGUCCAUAGGGAGGUUUAAUAGGGCCUUCCUUCAGGGUCUUCCUGAGAUCCCUGAAGAGGUUGUACAGGUACUUGAGUGGGAUUCUGAUGUCCUGGAGAGGGUAUAGAGGUCCUUGAGUAGGUUCCUGAGGUCCUUGAAGAGGUUGAAGAGGUCAGUGGGUGAGCUGAUCUCUAACGGAGACUGUUUAGAAGACCAUAAGUUCAGUGAUUAAUGAUGACCUGAACUAAAUGUCCACAUUUUAACAGGUACCUGCCGGCCAAUUGAGGGAGCAGGAUUUUAUACUGCAGUGGUAUAUUUAAUACUCAGUCUGUUACUUUUGAGAGUGUGUUAUUGGUUGAUAACUGUACAUUUGAUUUAUAUGGUGAAAAAAAUACAGAUUGGGCCUUUACUAUCUUGCAGUGGCAAAUUAUACUCAACAAAUUACAAAGUAAAUAUACUGUUGUUAAUGCAGUGUGUUGACAUGUUCAACCAUGAAGCUAAUGAUUCCUUUCUAUUUUUGGACUCUGUUUUGUACUGACUUUACUGUCCAGUCAGCAUGUCUGUGUCAUGUUACAGUUUGUAAGCAGUAACUGUCAGACAAAAAAAACAUAUAACUGCAAAGAAAGAAAAUAAAUUAGAAACAUUUGUUAGCAACAAAAAGAGUUUAAAGUGAACAUUAAUACUCAAACAUGAAAAAACUAUUUCAGUUGCAGUUACAUGUUUUCUGUUUAACAGAUUAGACAUUUUCAAAUCUAACUGUUGGUGAUCCUCGAGCAAAAAAUUAUUUUUUUGAACUUGAAUGAGGCUUUUGACGUCUCUAAUGAUUCUAUUUUUGUACAAAUGUAUAAAAAAUGUUAUUAAUAUUCUGAAAUGAUGUGUGUACGAGCUAUCUGAUCAAACACUUUGUCUCUAUUUAUUAUGAAUAUCCAUUUAGUUAUACAUAAGUGUUUAUUUCCUUCUGCUGUGUUGAGAUGUUUGUGUCAAUAUAUCAGUGAUGAAAAAUUCAUCUGCUGCAGGUUUGCUGUUUGUAAAUUCAGAGUUGGAGGAGUGACUUUUCCACGUGACAAUGGUGACAUGUUGAAUGAAGUGCACUUUCCUAAACUCAUUAGCAUGGUCUCAAACAUUUCACAUAAAGGAUGAAUUCCAAAAAUCAAAAUGUAAAGUCAGUGUUAAAACUGCCAAGAUUUUAGGUGAAAUAGAUGUCGGUUUCAUUUUGAGAAAUUUGGGGACUGUUUUUGCAGAGUAUGUCAUUUGCUUACUUAUUAGGAAGUUUCCUAGUUUUGUUUUUACUGUGAAAUAAGACACUUGACAGAACCAGAUGAGUGAAUUUGGAUGAAAUCCUCUAACCUGAAGAUCCCCAUCUGGGUAUUUAUAUUUUUAUGAGAAGCAAUAUUAUUGUAAUUACAGUAAAAUGCUAAUAUGAAAAACGUGUGUGGGCCAAUAAACAUUCCAUCCAUGUGUCUUACAAAUACAUGGAAUUAACCAAGCGGGAACCUCUGGGUCUGUAAAGUGAAGCCAAUACAGAAGUGCCUUAAAUCUGCAUUCUUUAAUGGCCAACUGGGGGCGACUCCACUGGUUGCAAAAAGAAGUGUGAUUCCACUAGAAAUAAUGACAAAAUGACCCUACUUCUCACCUGAUUUAUUUCUUCAGUAAACACUUGAACUAAUGAGUUUAUGAUCUCAGUCGCUAGUUUCGUCUUCUUCAACACAGAAUGAUGUUCAUUUUUUUUAGUUUGGUUUAUUACUUUAUUUGACAGGGACAUAUUAAUUACAUUUCUGUAAAUUAAAACACACUUUUAUUGGCUGGAGUACAAGUAGCUAGUAGUGUACAGGUUGCACAUAGAAAGACAGUGAAUUUAGUUUUACAAUUAUAGAGAACAGAAAAUAAUGCUGAGUGUAAAUUAAUGAAAUUGUAAAACAUUUUAUUUACAGUACCUAUACAGCUUUACAUUAGUAUGUAUUUGUUUAAUUUGUUAAUCUAACUAGAGGUAAUUGUUUUAGCCUUGUUGUUCACAUGGACACAGAAAGAGAAAGAGAGAAUAUGUACUUUUCACUGUGGAAAGGCACGUGAACAUGGCAACAGAGCAUGCUGCAGUCUACACCUGCGGCUAGCUAGCACCCACAGAAGUGUUUAGUCCCUAAACAGUCAUCAUAUGGGAAAAUAUUACAUUACUUAACAUUGUUAUGUAAUAAUGCGUGUUGUUUCUUUCCUUCAUCAAACUUCCUCUUUUUUCAGUUCCUGAUGGGUAUUUUCUUUUAGGGGGAGGGGCAAGUACCAAUUUAUUGUAGAUGCUUAACUUAGGGUUGCCUGGUCAGACAAUCAGUUAAUUCAGCAAACGAUGCACGAGUUAGUUGGCUUAGGAAGGACUAGCUCUGCCUGGCUUUAUGCACAGGGGCAUUGUCAUGUUAAAACAGGAAAGGACUUUGCCCAAACUGUUGCCACAAAGUUGGGAGCUCACUAUUGGCCAAAUCAGGGAACAGGGAACAGAUUCAGACUGGGUUGUCCAUAUAUAUAGUGAAAUAGUGCAUCUAUCUAUUCAUUCUCUGAGCCUUUUACUUGUUUUACUCAUCAAUGAGUCAUCAGGAUGAAGUUAUUUCUCUGUCAGUGAAUCAGAGUAGCAGAACAAUUUAAAUAUAUACAGUACAUAUAAAUAUAUAUUACAUAUACAUAUGCUCAUAUAAUUACUAACACUAAAUAUGAUGAUUACCUUCUAUAUUGACUUCAUUAUAGUAAUUUAUAUAUUUUUUUAAUAGCAUAUUAGUUAGGAGACCCUGAAGUGAAACAAUAUUUGAUCAGAUGGUGACACACUGACGAGGCCCUUGUGUAUCAGUCAGUUACUCAUUUGGGGAUUUUUUAGAAAUGUCUCUAACAGAAGUCUUCAUUCAAAAACACAGAUUCUGUUUAUGUGCCUUUUGACAAUAUUACUUCCUCCAUAAAUUUAACUCUUGCAAAUACAUGCUUUUAAGGAUUUGGGGCAUAAAUAAACUCACAAUUUCAAAGAAUCAAUCAUAACCGAAAUCUCAGAAUGCUGUUGGACAUAACAGAGGCCCAACAGGGGAAGGUUUGGACUCAUUGUUGUUGAGGAUGGAGCCACACUGAGUCACCUAUCUUGAUGACAGUAUUUAUGGAAAUCCUUCAAUGACAUAUCAGUCACACUGUUAUCAGUCAAACACACAGGUCAGUCCAGACAACCUCUGGUUACGCAGGACUACACUCUUCAGUGAAACCUUCAAUCAGAUGAUAUAGACCUCCACGGAGGUUGCACAGUCGAGUUGCUUUGAAAUAGAAAAUAAUCAGCAUUUUGUUUUGUGAAUUAUCUCAUGACCACUGAGUUAUGGACAUUUUUAACUCAUCAUCAAAUUUAGCAGGAUGAGGUUUGAUUUGGUUUUAAUUAGCAAUUACCUGCACCGGGACCUAAGUACACAAUGUGAAUAACAAAUUACAAUAAAAUAUCCUUAUCCAACAGAAAAUAUAAAAACAUAAAAAAUAAAUGUUUUUUUAUUUCUAUAUUAAUUAACAAUGGAUGAAAUGACUAUAUGCCAGGUCAACUAAAUUUUAUUAUAAAGCCUAAUAUCACAAAUCACUAAAAGAGGCUUUUCAGUCUGUACAGACAGACAGGACAUAGAAGUAGAAGCAAAAGAGUAAGUAAUUACCUUAUGGAAGAUCAGGAUGAAAAAAAUUAUAGAUUGAAUGUGACAUUUAUGAGGAAUGGAUCCGGGAGAAUGUCAAACAACUUCAGGUGUCGCCAAAAAGACCUGUGCCACACAACCUAUGGAAAAGUGCAUGACUGCAAUUUGGUCAAGAAAUGAAGAGAGAAAAACAGAGGGGCAAGAACAGAGCCAUGAGGUACUCGCUAUUUUAUAUCCGAAAGGUUUCAUGUCGGGUUCAGGUAAGUUCUUCACAUUAAUAACCAUGCAAACUUGCACAAAGUCUCCAACUUCUCUUAAAUUAACAUCAUGUGUUCAGCUCAGUGUUUGUUUUAAUGAAGAAUUAAUCUGGAUUUAAGGGAAAUAUUGUGGACAUUUAAGUGAAAGAAUGAUGUGUUUAGGUUGGUAAUGAUGCUGAUUUAGAGCAAAUAUGAAGUCUAAAAGAGUAACAAGUAAUCCAACUAGCUGAUCAGCUCACGUUUGACUUUUCAUUUUGUACUGACUUCAGACUAACAGGUUUUUUUUGUGUGUUGAACCAUUUGGUAGAAAACGUUGUGUUGCUGUUUUUCCAUAUUCUGCUCCAGAUGGAGUGACCCACUUACUGAGAGAGGCUGUGUGCCAUUUCUGGUGACUAAUACCCCCUCCACCCACACCUCAACACACACACACACACACGUGCACAAACACGCACACACACAAAGCUGUAUUGGUGUGUUUGCCGUCUUGUUUCUGUGUUUCUGC